AUGGCUGCAGAUGCAUCCCAAAGAAACGCUCUGAGGUACCAACAGACCCUGCUGUACGGUGAGUACAGGGAGCAGCUGGGGAACUUUGCCCGACGGGAGGCUGCCCGUUUGCUCACAGAGAGACAAUGGAGAAGACAAGCAGGGGACAACACUGCUGCCCGCAAAGGGCACGGCCGGCGACAUCAUCAUCAUCAUCACCAUCACCCUGUGAACCUAGAGUCACACCACAGCCACUCAUCCUCCAAGAAGCCUCGUCCCUACUCCAAAUGUCAAGAUUGUUUGGCUCGUGUGCGGAGGUACAUAGUGACCAAGUUGGGGGAGGACUGGAUUUUCCUGGUUCUGCUGGGCCUGACUAUGGCUCUGGUCAGCUGGAGCAUGGACUACACCAGCGCCAAGAGCCUGCAAGCCUAUAAGUGGAUACAUGGAGAGCUUAAGGGCAACGUGCUGCUCCAAUACCUGGCCUGGGUUACCUAUCCCAUGAUCCUUGUCAUGUUCGCUUCGCUCUUCUGUCACCUGGUUUCCCCACAGGCCAUCGGUUCUGGUAUUCCUGAACUGAAAACCAUCCUGAGAGGCGUAGUGCUGAAGGAAUAUCUGACCCUCAAAGCCUUCAUAGCGAAAGUCAUCGGCCUCACUGCCGGCUUGGGCAGUGGGAUGCCAGUGGGCAAAGAGGGUCCGUUUGUCCACAUCGCCAGCAUCUGUGCGGCCGUGCUGAGUCAAUUCAUGUCCAUCUUCUCUGGAGUCUAUGAGAACCCUUAUGGUUACACAGAUAUUCUGACUGUUGGCUGUGCCGUUGGGGUGGGAUGCUGUUUCGGCACUCCUCUUGGAGGGGUGUUGUUCAGUAUUGAGGUCACGUCUACCUACUUUGCAGUGAGGAAUUACUGGCGGGGAUAUUUUGCCGCCACAUUCAGCGCCUUCAUAUUCAGGGUGCUCUCUGUUUGGAACAAGGAUGCUGUCACGAUCACAGCUCUCUUCAAAACUAACUUCAGGAUGGAUUUCCCCUUUGACCUGCAGGAGCUGCCUGCAUUUGCAAUCAUAGGGAUCAUAUGCGGCUUCCUGGGGGCGUUCUUCGUUUACCUGAACAGACAGGUGGUCCUCUUCAUGAGAAGACCAACGGCGCUCACACGCUUUUUGACGAAGCAUCGAUUGAUCUAUCCAGGUGCAGUAACACUGAUCAUCGCCACCUUCACGUUUCCUCCUGGAUUCGGACAGUUUAUGGCUGGAGAGCUGAUGCCCAGGGAGUGUAUCAACUCCCUGUUUGAUAAUUUCACCUGGACCAAAAUCUCAGGAUCUCCUGCUCCGCCUGGCCUGGGUCGCUCAGCUGCAUGGAUUCAUCCUCACGUCAGCGUCUUUGUCAUCCUCAUCCUCUUUGUUAUCAUGAAGUUCUGGAUGUCAGCAGUUUCCACUACGAUGCCCAUCCCCUCGGGUGCCUUUAUGCCAGUGUUCAUAUUAGGAGCUGCUUUCGGUCGCCUCGUAGGGGAGAUCAUGGCCACUCUUUUCCCAAAUGGAAUCCUAUUUGAUGGGAUAGUCUACCGCAUCCUGCCGGGAGGUUACGCUGUCAUUGGUGCGGCAGCGAUGACAGGGGCCGUCACACAUACAGUUUCCACUGCGGUAAUCUGCUUUGAGCUGACUGGUCAAAUCUCCCACAUCCUGCCAAUGAUGGUGGCGGUCAUCCUAGCAAACAUGGUGGCCCAGGGUCUGCAGCCUUCCCUAUAUGACUCCAUCAUACAGGUGAAGAAGCUGCCGUAUCUGCCUGAGCUGGCCCUCGGGCACAUCAGCAAGUACAACAUCUUUGUGGAGGACAUUAUGGUACGCAGGGUUAAGUUCUUGUCGUCUCAAUCCACCUUUCGUGAAUUGGACCAUCUGCUAGAUAACUCAACACUGAAAACCAUCCCCCUGGUCGACUCUAAAGAGUCUAUGAUUCUUCUGGGCUCCAUCGAGAGGACGGAGCUUCAAGCUAUUUUCGACUGGUGGCUCUCACCAGCGAGACGAGUCUUUGAAAGAGGUCAAAGUUCACCGGGCCAUGGCUCCAAAGUCACCUGGGAGUCAUUCACCUUUGUAGACGAGGAGGACGGAGAGACUACCGCAGUGCAGGAUGAACGAAACGGGCCCAUCCCAUCCCCCAAACCUCAGGAUCACAAAAGCUCAGCAAAGCGCAACCUGCCGUCUGUCAGGAGGACCCUUCAGAGACUCUUUUCAUCCACGUCAUCGACGGGCCCGACUGAAACUCAGGAGACCGCACCCCCUACACUGACUGACACCAUGUCCCCAGAGGAGAUCAAAGCCUGGGAAGAGGCAGAAAUGGAUAAACCAAUCGAUAUGGAGCAAAUACGCAUAGACCCCUCCCCAUUUCAGCUGGUGGAAAGAACAUCCCUGCACAAGACCCACACUCUGUUCUCUUUGCUGGGUCUCAGUCACGCCUAUGUAACCAGUAUUGGAAAGCUGGUGGGUGUCGUGGCACUCAAAGAGCUACAGAAGGCCAUAGAGGGCUCAACUCGUAGCGGGGUGAGGCUUCGUCCCCCUCUGGCCAGCUUCAGAGACGCCAGUAGGAAAACCAAAAAGCACCAGCCUCCCCCAUCCGCACCUUCCUCCCCCGCCCGAGAAAGGGAACUUUGGGGGGAGGGGAUCGGACUAGAGGGGGAGCUGGCAAGAAAGGACUCCAAAGAGGAUUCACAAGGAAAGGUGUCAUCUUCCAGAGGAGCACCUGAUAGUGAUGCUCCCUCCUCCCCCAGCAGUGUGGGGAGCAGCAGUGGCAUUCCUGCCACAAGAGGAGCUGAAAGCGCUCCACAGGACCCAGAGACCCCCUCUACCUCCUCCCCUACCUCACACUCACCCCCUGCCUCUCCUGUGUCACCCACAAGCCCUGUUCUCACACUGUCCUCCGUGCAGGAAGAGGGGGAGAGUGAGGAGUCAGAUGAGCCCAUAUAGGAGGCCCCAGGAUUCAAAAGAAAAGACUUUUUUUAAAACCUCUUUUUAUUUCACUUUUUUUCUCUGGAGACAGAGCUGCUCUCUGGAUGGAGGACUCGGACCCAUCUGCAGCCCUCACAGACAUUCAGCUCUCAGCGAGCAGGACAAGUUGGUGCACACAAUGCUCCUGAAACUUGUAGUACAGGAUUUUUUUUCUACUCUUAUGACAGUCUCACUUUUUUCACUCUCAAAAUCUCAGGUGCCUUCCUGUGUCUUUUGAUCUACAGACAAACUUCAGCAUAAUGUUCAAUGUCCAUCCAUAUCUUGGAAAUGUUGAAUGUAGCUGUAUGUCAUGUUAAUUUCAGUAAGAACUGACAGCAAUGAAAUGUAUGAUAAUGGAAUAAUAUAUUGAUAACGACUUAAUUAAUUUGACCUAGAGGUCAAAGUGACCAUGCAUUUAAAGUUUACUGAUUGAUUUUAAAUUAUAACUUACAUUUAUCAUUUAUUUGUUCUAUUAUAAAUAUUCAA
Molecule: messenger RNA, 3432 nt
Organism: Scomber scombrus (Atlantic mackerel)
Lineage: Eukaryota; Metazoa; Chordata; Actinopteri; Scombriformes; Scombridae
Gene: clcn1b
Product: chloride channel, voltage-sensitive 1b
Exons: 23
Coding region: 1-2925 (974 amino acids)
Biological process (GO): transmembrane transport; chloride transport
Cellular component (GO): membrane
Molecular function (GO): voltage-gated chloride channel activity
Source: RefSeq, a predicted model, not a curated record